CUUUAUAAAUGGAGGCUUUUCGAAGGGCUUUAUUCACUCACACACACACACUGAUCCUUAGUCGAGACCACUCUCUCUCUCUCUCUCUCUCUCUCUCUCUCACACACACACACACACACACACACACACACACACACACACACACAUACAGAGUCUGUAAGCCAUGAGUGAGCUGAAGAGUAAGGUGUUUUGGAGAGCUGUGCUUGGGGAGCUGCUGGGGAUGACACUCUUUAUCUUCCUGAGCAUCACCGCCGCCAUCGGAAACAAAAACAACUCAAACCCAGAUCAGGAGGUGAAGGUGUCGCUGGCAUUCGGGCUGGCCAUCGCCACUCUGGCUCAGAGUUUGGGCCACAUCAGUGGCGCUCACCUGAACCCGGCUGUGACCCUCGGCAUGCUGGUCAGCUGUCAGAUCAGCAUCGCCCGUGCCAUCUUCUACAUCCUGGCACAGGUUCUGGGCUCCUCGGUGGCGAGCGGCAUCGUGUACGGAGUUCGGCCCGAAAACAACACCGCACUCGGGGUCAACACGCUGAACAAAAUCACUCCGCUACAGGGGAUCGGGGUGGAGAUGCUCGCGACGUUCCAGCUCGUGCUGUGUGUGUUAGCUGCUACAGAUAAACGGCGCCGUGACGUUGGAGGUUCGGUUCCUCUCGCCAUCGGCCUCUCCGUGGCUCUGGGUCACCUCACUGCCAUCAGCUUCACAGGGUGUGGCAUUAACCCGGCUCGAUCCUUCGGCCCUGCGCUCAUUAUGAACAACUUCACGGAUCACUGGGUUUACUGGGUGGGCCCGAUGUGUGGGGGUGUGGCUGCGGCAUUCAUCUAUGACUUCCUGCUUUACCCGAAGAUGGACGAUUUUCCUGACCGCAUGCGAGUUCUGGUGUCUGGACGUCCGACUGAUUAUGACGUCAACGGACGAGACGACAUGCCGGCUGUAGAGAUGUCGUCGAAGUGAUGAAAAGCAGCGAGUUUUGAUUGGUCCAUCCUGCAGUAGAAACUCAAACAUUUCCCAGGUCCAGGACUAGCUAAUAAACGUCUAAAAGCGUUUUCAGAGCAUCCUUGUUGAAUUUCCCUUUUCCUCUGGUUGAAACCCUGACACUGAUUUGAGGUUUUUUAUGAAAUGAGUCAACGUCAUCUUUUAGACUUUCCCACAAUGCAUUCCUGUGAUCUGAUGCAAUUUUUUUUUCCAAAUUCCAAAAACAGGAACAAUAAAAUUGAGCAGAUAAUUAGCAAAGCAAGCAAACGAGCCUGAAAACCAGCUAACCAGUAAAUAAACUGAGCUGUGAUAAAAAUCUUCAUUGUCCAAAAAGCCAAUAAGGCUGCGUUUAAAAUCAUAUCAGAAUCAAAUUCAGUCAAGUUCUACAGUCUGGUUUCUGAGUGCAUCACAUUCUAAAGGCCUUACAUUACCUGUAAAUAUCUUUUCUUUUGGGACAAAAAACUGAAUUACAGCACAUUUCCUAUAAAAACACACUGUUUAUUGCAGCAAAAUUUAACGUCAUGUUCCGUAGUUUAGUUUUAGUUUUCCUUUCUUUUCCAGUCCUGCUUUUUGUAUGAACCUGAAUUUUUUUUCAAAAGUGUUGUCCUUUUUUCUCCCUCAAAAUGUAGAAACAUAAUUUUACUCACUAGUCUUUCAUUUAUUUGUAA
Messenger RNA from Neoarius graeffei (lesser salmon catfish), 1638 nucleotides. Its product is annotated as aquaporin-1-like. Gene Ontology annotation, cellular component: membrane. The transcript has 4 exons. Lineage: Eukaryota; Metazoa; Chordata; Actinopteri; Siluriformes; Ariidae. The record is from RefSeq and is a predicted model, not a curated record. Gene Ontology annotation, molecular function: water channel activity; glycerol transmembrane transporter activity; carbon dioxide transmembrane transporter activity. The coding region runs from base 164 to 949 and encodes 261 amino acids. Gene Ontology annotation, biological process: carbon dioxide transmembrane transport; renal water transport; hyperosmotic response.